Messenger RNA from Glossina fuscipes, 1401 nucleotides. RefSeq names its product proton-coupled amino acid transporter 4-like. Bases 1 to 1401 code for a protein of 466 amino acids. Gene Ontology annotation, molecular function: amino acid transmembrane transporter activity. The transcript is spliced from 6 exons. The record is from RefSeq and is a predicted model, not a curated record. Gene Ontology annotation, biological process: amino acid transmembrane transport. NCBI's taxonomy places the organism in Eukaryota, Metazoa, Arthropoda, Insecta, Diptera, Glossinidae. Gene Ontology annotation, cellular component: vacuolar membrane.
AUGGAGUGCUUAAGGUGCUUCAACCGUAAUUUUGUGACAGCAACUCAUUUGUUUAAAGGCUGUGUCGGAGCGGGACUAUAUGCAAUGGGUGAUUGUUAUAAGAACGGUGGCUUGGUGUACGCUUCAAUACAAAUGCCCAUAAUAGCGGUUCUGUGCGUUCAUUGUGAACUAAUGUUGAUUUAUGGUUCAUUAGAUGCAGUGAGUAAAACAGAGGGCGCCGAAAGUUUUGAAUACCCUGACACGACAGAAAAGUGUUUUCAAUACGCACCCGGCUAUUUUAAGCCCAUAGCUACAGUUAUGAGAAGAAUAACUGAAAGUUUUUUAUUCAUAACUCAAUUCGGAUUUUGUUCGAUAUAUAUUCUAUUUAUUACAAAGAAUUUAUAUCAGGUUUUACAAACGUAUGAUAUAGAUUACGGUCAAUCUUUAACCAUGUUAUUCUGUAUGCCUUUUGUUAUGGUACCGUCUUUAUUCACCGGUUUGCACCAUAUUGCCCCAGUAUCAAAUAUUGGUAAUCUUUGCCUUAUUUUUGGCGUAGCAGCCACUCUGACAGUGGCUUUUACGGAAGGAAUGCCUUCAACGGAAGACCGAAGCUUAAUCACUAAUCUUCCCAAUAUGGCUUUAAGCUUUGGUACAGCAUUAUUUUCGUAUGAAGGAAUAGCUUUGGUUUUGCCGCUACGCAAUGCCAUGAAAGAUCCAAAUGAUUUCAACCGGCCUCUCGGUAUUCUAAAUAUUAUUACUGCUCUCAUAACUUUUGUAUUCAUAUUUACCGGUGUCAUCACCUAUAUAAAGUGGGGUGAGGAAGUAGAAGGUAGCAUUACGCUAAAUUUAGAUGAAACAAUCCCUUUCAAUCAGGCUGUCAAGUUAGUAGCCGCCUUGGGUGUCUUUUUUGGAUAUCCAAUACAAUUUUUUAUAAUGUUUAAUAUUAUAUGGCUACCGAUGUUACAAAGAUGGAAAUUUGUUCAAGGUUAUCGUUUAAUAGUGGAAGUGUCCUUGCGUUUUAUCUUUAUAGUCCUAACCUUUUGCGUCGCCCUGCUGGUACCCAAUUUGGAGCUUUUCAUUUCAUUAAUUGGUGCCUUUUGUUCGACUACAUUGGCGUUUGUUAUACCUGUUUUUAUAGAUUUUGCGGUAAAAGCUCAAACUCCCGAAGAGCUUAAAUGGUACAUUUAUGUAAAAAAUGUGAUAAUAUUGAUAAUCGCUUCCUUUGGUAUUGGACUCGGUACCUUUAAGAGUAUAGAGCAAAUAGUGGAAGCAUUUAAACAAAAUUAUAUAUUUAUUUCUGUUACCGCCACUAAUAAUAAUAACAACAGCGACGACGAAGCAAGCAGUAAUUACAAUAUUAACAGCGACAACAACUACAAUAACAGUAACGACGAUAAUAAUAGUAAUAACCUCGUAUUUUGA